Messenger RNA from Andrographis paniculata, 920 nucleotides. RefSeq names its product NAC domain-containing protein 54-like. Gene Ontology annotation, molecular function: DNA binding. The record is from RefSeq and is a predicted model, not a curated record. Gene Ontology annotation, biological process: regulation of DNA-templated transcription. The transcript has 3 exons. The coding region runs from base 114 to 875 and encodes 253 amino acids. NCBI's taxonomy places the organism in Eukaryota, Viridiplantae, Streptophyta, Magnoliopsida, Lamiales, Acanthaceae.
AGUUCACAUCAGCUUCUGAACUGAUUACCGGCGGCGGCGGUGGUGGUGCCGGUGGUGGCUGUGUGGCGGCACUCCGGCAAGCCUUAUAUAUAUAUACACAUAUUUAUCGAUCAAUGGCUCCCGUUGGAUUGCCUCCCGGUUUCAGAUUCCAUCCUACGGACGAAGAGCUAGUGAAUUAUUAUCUCAAGAGGAAAAUCCAUGGCCAUGAAAUCGAGCUCGACAUAAUUCCUGAAGUCGAUCUUUACAAAUGCGAGCCGUGGGACUUAGCAGAAAAAUCGUUCUUACCUAGUCGAGAUCCAGAAUGGUAUUUCUUCGGUCCAAGAGACCGCAAGUAUCCAAAUGGAUUCAGAACAAACCGAGCAACCCGAGCUGGAUAUUGGAAAUCUACAGGAAAAGAUCGAAGAGUGAGUAGCCAAAACCGGGCAAUCGGGAUGAAGAAAACCCUAGUGUACUAUAGAGGGAGAGCGCCUCAGGGCAUCCGGACUGAUUGGGUUAUGCAUGAAUAUCGACUCGAUGAAAAAGAAUGCGAAGACGCCUCCGGCAUUCAAGACUCGUACGCGCUAUGCCGUGUUUUCAAGAAAAACGGGUUGUGCUCCGAGGUCGAGGACCAGUUAGGACAACCUAGCAACAUGUCAUUGCUUGAGUAUACACAUGGAAUUACAAUGAUCGAUCACAAAACUUUGUCACCCGACUUUCUUUCCCCAUCGUCGUCCUCUGCCGCUGCUGCCGUCACGUGCAUCGAAGAAGAAGAUAAAGAGGACAAAGAUGAAUCAUGGAUGCAAUUUAUACAAGAUGAAGUGUGGUGUUCUUCCAAAACAACCUUUGGAGGAGAAGAGGUGUCUCAAGGGGCAUUCAUCAAUUACAAUGAUCCAUAACUAAUCAAACACAAUCAUUUAUUUCAAAUAAUAAAAAAGUUAGUA